Molecule: messenger RNA, 3225 nt
Organism: Lindgomyces ingoldianus
Lineage: Eukaryota; Fungi; Ascomycota; Dothideomycetes; Pleosporales; Lindgomycetaceae
Product: Arginase/deacetylase
Exons: 1
Coding region: 1-3225 (1074 amino acids)
Cellular component (GO): nucleus
Molecular function (GO): histone deacetylase activity
Source: RefSeq, a predicted model, not a curated record
AUGCCGUCGCCCAUCGGAGCUAAACCCGUCUUGCCUGAGAUCGAGGAGAAACCCCCGCUCCGAGCCUGCGAUGUGGCCGACGACUACUUCAGGAAGGAACUUGGCCUUCACGAAGGCAUGGCAGGUGCAGUGACAGCUGGAACGAUAGUCAUUGUGCAUGACCAAUGCUAUGGACACCGUUUUUCGAGGUCCAAGGCGCCAAAGGGCACUUUGAAUUUGAUUGUUGAGCGGCCCGAGCGCAUACUGGCCAGCGUGUUGGGCAUAUCUACCGCCUAUGUGCGGCUUGGAGAACGCCAUGCUGGAGGAAGUAACCCUCCUCACCCUUACCGAAACCCCUCGGACCAAAUUCCGUUCAAGAUUCGCAAGACCUCCCGAACAGUAGAUAUCACAUCACCCGUAGUCACCAACGUACACGGCGUUAAGUGGAUGGAAGAACUGAAGACUAUGUGUAUGAAUGCCGAGAAGAAACUGGCAUCCACUGGGAAAGAGUUGGCUAGGGAGGGGCUGAGACUACCAGGCCAUCCACCCAAGGAAGCUUUCCACGAAGGAGAUCUGUACCUCUGCGGGGAGUCGCUUAAUGCACUUCAGGGCGCUCUGGGUGGCGUUCUGGAUGCCGUUGACGCAGUAUUCCAAGGUACCGCAAUUGGAAGUGGACCAUCUCGCGCAUUUGUCUCCGUCCGACCCCCUGGCCACCACUGCUCUGCCGACUUUCCAUCUGGAUUCUGCUGGGUUAACAACGUACACGUCGGCAUUGAGCAUGCCUUCACGCAGUACGGGCUGACGCACGCAGCUAUCAUCGACUUCGACUUGCACCAUGGAGACGGCUCGCAGUCUAUUGCCUGGGGCCGAAACAAGAAGGUUCAAAACAUGCCGAAGAACACGCCAAACUCGAAGAAAUUUUCCAUUGGAUACUUCAGCUUGCAUGACAUCAAUUCUUUCCCGUGCGAAUGGGGCGAUGACGAAAAAAUCCAAUCGGCAAGUCUUUGCAUCGACAAUGCACACGGCCAGUCAAUAUGGAACAUUCAUCUAGACGGAUGGAAAGAUAUGGAUGACUUUUGGAGAAUCUACGAAGACAAGUAUCUGGCUCUGCUCGAGAAGGCGCGGAAAUAUCUGAAGGUCCACACCCAUCGUCUGCGAACUUCUACCAACCACCCACCGCCAAAAGGCGCCAUUUUCCUCUCUGCCGGAUUCGACGCGAGUGAAUGGGAGAGCUCAGGCAUGCAGAGACAUGGCGUUAAUGUCCCCACCGAAUUCUAUGCUCGAUUCACCAGAGACGUCGUACGGAUCGCCGAAGAAGUCGACACAGGUGUAGAGGGCAGGGUCAUCUCUGUCCUCGAAGGAGGCUAUAGUGACCGAGCUUUGACGAGUGGUGUUCUCAGCCACUUGAGCGGUCUUUGCGAUGGUCAAGUGUUUUCCAACACCAUGCCUUCGAACGGGCUAGCGCAAGAUAUGCGCCGUCGUUUUGGAGGAUUGAGUCUGGCCGAGGAGGAUAUCCCCAUCCCGUCAGCAGAGGCCGAACAGACCCCAGUCACAUAUGAUCCUCGCUGGUGGCAUGAUUCGAGUUUGAUCGAGCUCGAACGCCUGGUUAACCCACCACCAAUCGUCGCGCCAAAGAAGCCACGAACAGGCCCUACCCAAACUUAUUCGUCCCCAACCCAAUCCUUCACCGCGAAGGUCGUCGAUCCAGCCAAGCUUCAUCGUAGCGUGUCUGGUAAAUAUAUAUCGGCCAGUCCCUCUCGAGCCCCAUCGCCACCUCCACCAGAUGUCGAUUGGGCCACAGCAGCUCACGCUUUGAGUAAGCUGUUGAUCCCAACUGACCGACAAACUCGAAGCUGGAAGCUGGAAGACCUCACGGAACCGAAAGUCAAGAAGGAAAAGCCAGCUCCAGUCCCUGCUUCAAGCCGAGUCGACCCAUCUGGAAGGCAACUGCGAGGCAGGAAGCUAACUACAUCUUAUGCUGACCCAGACUCAGACGACGACAAGGCAGCUGCGCGUGUGACAUCGAGGGCUAACAGACGGAAGACGAUUGCAGACUUUCCUGUGGCAGAACCUCCUGCAGCCACCCGGGCGGUGUCGCGCCGUAUGAGCAUUGCAUCGAGUAUCGGAUCCGUCAAUGGUGAUAGGAGCGCCAGUCGUGCACCCAGCGUUGCACCAGGACGGAAGAGCAUUACACCAGCCCCAGGUGCAUCAACCAAUGGAGUACAAGUGAAAAAGGCGAGAGGAACUACUUCCACCGCAGCUCGCGCGCCAAAGAACGAACCUCCUGUACCACGCGUGCCUUCGAACUAUCUGAGCAAGACGGCUUCCAUCAAGGAGAAGGAGAAUGACAUGGAUCAACUUACUUCAGGCCUGAAGCGCAUCACCUUGAAGCUUCCAUCAAAGGAAGAGUACGAGGCAAGGGAGAGACUGAAGGCUCUUGAGGCGGCGAGGAAGGCUGCCGCAAAGACAAAUACUCGAAAACCAGCUGCAGCACGCACCACGAAGACGACGACUAAGUCAGCCACCACAAAGACGACUGCAGCAAAGAGAGCUCCAGGACGGUCAACCAAGUCACCCAAGCCCCCGUCGCCAGUUGAGCCCGCACCAGAGCCCAUUUCCACGAACGGAGCCAUCUUGCCCGAGCCACCAAAGAUCGACCAGACGGUAACACCUCCCCUCGAGCAACGGCAGCCUCUGCAGCCACAGCAAGUCAAGAGCAUGAUUCCUGUCGCAGCGGCCGACACACGAACGUCCGGCGAAGUAAUCAAUCCUCCAACGGAGCUGGCAGAGAUGGACAUUUCCCCAGACCAACUGCCCAAGUCGUCCUUCACGACUGUCGACCCAUUGCCCAUGACGACCUCUCCGCCUCGCCCCGAUACACCUCCACCACCGCCACCGUCAAACGUUGCGCAAUUCGUCAACUAUGGCGCACACACAUUCAGUGUAUCCUCUUCACUGAAUACCAAUCAGGCGAACAAAAUCGAGCCUCAGGCACCACUGCAAUGGCUGCCUCCGAACACAGAUGCCGCGCUCCCCACAACUGCAGCUCCUGCAGCACCACCAAUGACGCCUAGCAAACGGCAAGACUUGCCCGUAUUUACAGCCAACGGGGCAAUCCCAUUUGCGCCGAACCCGAAUGUUGCGUCAGUGCCAAUGAGUCAACAUAAUACAGGUGAUACGAUCAAGAGCAGGGAAGGAGAGAAGGAGAUGGAUAUUUGGGAGGUGCCCGAGACACCUGCACGAUAG